Molecule: messenger RNA, 2193 nt
Organism: Dicentrarchus labrax (European seabass)
Lineage: Eukaryota; Metazoa; Chordata; Actinopteri; Moronidae
Product: Voltage-dependent anion-selective channel protein 2-like
Biological process (GO): monoatomic anion transmembrane transport
Cellular component (GO): mitochondrial outer membrane
Molecular function (GO): voltage-gated monoatomic anion channel activity
Source: RefSeq, a predicted model, not a curated record
UUGUGCCCUGUAUAGACGCUGCUAAGCUAAGCUAGCUGUCAACCCACUGAGCAGCAUCACGCCAGGGACUCUGCAGGCUCCCUUCAAACACCUUUCACCACCGCACACAAUGGCUGUCCCUCCUUCAUACUCAGACCUGGGCAAGGCCGCCAAGGAUAUAUUCAGCAAGGGCUAUGGCUUUGGUGUCGUGAAGCUGGACCUAAAGACCAAAUCACAAAGUGGAGUGGAGUUCAACACAUCUGGCUCCAGUAACACAGACACGGGGAAGGCCACAGGGAACCUGGAGACCAAAUACAAGAUGAAGGAGCUGGGCCUGACCUUCAACCAGAAGUGGAACACAGACAACACGCUGGCUACUGAAGUCACCGUGGAGGACCAGCUGACUGAGGGACUGAAGGUUGCCUUGGAUACGUCUUUUGUACCAAACACGGGUAAGAAGAGCGGCAAGCUGAAGACGGGCUACAAGCGCGACUACGUGAACCUGGGCUGUGACGUUGACUUCGAGGGUCCCAUCAUCCACGCUGCCGCCGUGCUGGGCUACGAGGGCUGGCUGGCCGGCUACCAGAUGGCCUUCGACACGGCCAAGUCCAAACUGGCCCAGAACAACUUCGCCCUCGGAUACAGGGCCGGGGACUUCCAGCUGCACACCAACGUUAACGACGGGACCGAGUUCGGCGGCUCCAUCUACCAGAAGGUGAACGACGAGCUGGAGACAGCGGUCACUCUGGCCUGGACCGCCGGCAGUAACAACACUCGCUUCGGCAUCGCUGCCAAAUACAAGCUGGACAAAGACGCCUCUCUGUCUGCCAAAGUGAACAAUGCCAGUCUGAUCGGAGUAGGCUACACCCAGAGUCUUCGGCCAGGUGUUAAGGUGACUCUCUCAGCCCUGAUCGACGGCAAGAACUUCAACGCCGGAGGACACAAAGUCGGCAUGGGCUUCGAGCUGGAGGCAUAAAGCGGGAGAACUCAGACCCACCAACAACAAAAAAAGCUCCUCCGCCCUCCCCCCUCCUCACACACAGGUCACCACCAUCACGUAGCUUCUUCUCUCUGGACUCACCCCCCUCCCCCCCCCCGGUUCACUCUUGUUCAUGAGCAUUUCUGACAGUAAUAGUCGAGUCUCUGCAUCAUGCUUUAACACCCCUGAGAGGAGUCGUGAGGUUGCGUGUUGAUCCUGAAACUGGCAGCGCGUAGUUUCUGGAUUAUUACCGUUUUUAUGGUUACUGAAGUGACACUAUUUAUUGCCCCCCCCCCUCUGUAGCUCUCGGAUGAAGUAGUCGUCGGUGUAAACGUGUAGCUCAUUAAAAGCUUCUGUAAUCAGCUGUUCCUAAAAGCAUGUCAGAAUGAAAACGUGGAUGUGGAGCUGAAGGCUUAUUUGCUUGGUUAAAAAAAAAAAAAAAAUGGUGCUGAGUGUCUGUUUUGUUUCGGCUGUGUUGUUGCAAUCUGUGGACUAUUAAAUCCAUAUACAUGUUUUGAUACAACACAUUUCGCGAACAUAUGACUGGAUGACGAACCGGUGGUUUGAAGGUUACGUAAAGACUCCUGCAUUGUCUGACUGAAGGAUAUUAAACACUGUUAGCUUUACAGGAACAACGUUCGGUGCAGAUUGCUCCUUUGUGACUUCUCAUUUCUUCGGUAGGUGAAAUCAAUGUAGUGGAAUCUUCUGGUUAGAUUACGUAGUUUAGUUUUUGCAUUUCUACAAUAUUGUUUUCAUCUAUCUGCCUCAGCACGGCGGUCACAAAGAAAGUGAGGGACGUCUUUGCGUCUGCACCGUCUCGUAGGUAUCUCAGCUGCUCAGCGGCGCCGGGCGUCUUUAACUUUGACGGCCAGCUGUUUCCUCAUGUUGCUCGGGGACUGUGGUCUUUGCUGUUAGUGCUCUCUCUCUCGUUACAAACAACCUACACUCCUCAGAUCUGUACAGAAAUAUACAGUUGAUUGUCCUCCGAGUGAUUCCAGUCGACACGCUUAAUAGGAUUAUUUAAGAGGUUGUUGUGUCCCUCACGACUAGCUGACUAGUUUUUUUUUUUUUGGUAAUCAUGCAUCAAAAUGUGUUUUUUUUUUUCUUCUUCCAUCUAAUUGUGUUGUCAUGAUUAUAAAAGGCUCAUUUUUCUUUGUCACUUAGACACAGUACCUCAUUUUUUUUUCCAAUGUCAAUUAAGGGAAUUCUAAUAAUAAAAAAAUAAAUAAAAACAA